AUGUCGUCAUCUGUGAGCAACGACGAUUCACGACUCGGUGAGUCAAAUCGUUCGACGGAAGAACACGGCGGCGACGGUGGAAAGUUCACGGCUUACGAGUCUCGAUUCCAGUCGCAGCGGUUUGACUCGUCUUUCUCCAAUUUUGAAACCCAACCGGAGAACGAUUCGUCUCCUCUCUCCAAACAUGGGGAUUUAUCGUCCUCACUUAAGGAAUCGCCGGGAAAUCAAUCUCCGCCGUUGAUCAACAGUUCCGACGAUACGAACGGUCCGAUCUUGCCGCCUCCAUCGGUUAUGGAGAAAGAGGAAGGUUUUGCUCUCAGGGAGUGGCGAAGGCUAAAUGCUCUGAGAUUGGAAGAGAAGGAAAAGAAAGAGAAAGAAAUGGUUCAACAAAUUAUAGAAACUGCAGAGCAAUUCAAGGCCGAUUUCUAUAGCAAGCGUAGCAAUACUAUCGAAAGCAACAAGAAAUCAAACCGCGAGAAAGAGAAGUUGUUUUUGGAGAACCAAGAGAAGUUUUAUGCUGAAGCUGAUAAAAACAAUUGGAAGGCGAUUGCGGAACUCAUUCCUCGUGAAGUACCAGUUAUAGAGAAGAAAGGGAAGAAGAAGAAGGAAGCUUCCAUAAAUGUGAUACAAGGACCAAAACCUGGGAAGCCUACUGAUCUGUCUCGUAUGCGUCAAGUGCUCACUAGACUCAAGCACAAUCCACCUUCUCUUAUGAAUCGCAAAUCGCCAUCGCCAUCUGAAGCUAACCCGUGA
Molecule: messenger RNA, 753 nt
Organism: Arabis nemorensis
Lineage: Eukaryota; Viridiplantae; Streptophyta; Magnoliopsida; Brassicales; Brassicaceae
Source: the annotation of a GenBank genome assembly